Trifolium pratense (red clover) is the source of this 900-nucleotide messenger RNA. Its product is annotated as guanosine deaminase. The record is from RefSeq and is a predicted model, not a curated record. Gene Ontology annotation, biological process: purine nucleoside catabolic process. The transcript has 5 exons. Lineage: Eukaryota; Viridiplantae; Streptophyta; Magnoliopsida; Fabales; Fabaceae. Bases 132 to 692 code for a protein of 186 amino acids. Gene Ontology annotation, molecular function: zinc ion binding; guanosine deaminase activity.
UUAUUUACACAUUUAUUUGCGUAACUAACGAUAUUCCGCGUUAUUAUUAAUAGUAUAUUUUGGUGGACUCCAUUCUCUUCAUCCUUCUUCUUUUCUUUCUAACCCAACAACGACCUUUCCGAUUCCGACCAAUGGAAGAAGUUAACGUUCUAGAAACUAAGGAUGGAACCGUUUCAGUAGCUGCUGCAUUUGCUGGUCACCAGGAAGCUGUGCAAGAUAGAGACCACAAAUUUUUAAGAAGAGCAGUCGAAGAAGCAUAUAAAGGAGUAGAUUGUGGAGACGGAGGCCCUUUUGGUGCUGUUAUUGUUCACAAUGAUGAAGUAGUUGCUAGUUGUCACAACAUGGUUCUGAACUACACUGAUCCAACUGCUCAUGCAGAGGUCACAGCAAUAAGAGAGGCGUGUAAGAAGCUGAAGCAGAUUGAACUUUCAGAUUGUGAAAUAUAUGCUUCUUGUGAACCUUGCCCUAUGUGCUUUGGGGCAAUCCACCUUUCCCGAAUUAAGAGAUUGGUCUAUGGAGCUAAGGCAGAGGCAGCAAUUGCUAUUGGGUUUGAUGAUUUUAUUGCAGAUGCAUUGAGAGGUACUGGAUUCUAUCAGAAAGCAUCGUUGGAAAUUAAAAGAGCUGACGGUAAUGAGGCCAUCAUUGCUGAAGAGGUUUUUGAGAAAACAAAGGCAAAAUUCCAAAUGUAUUAACAAUUUUUUCUUUCAGAUGUAAGGACAAUUAGCCAUAAAUGAUUGGCUUCAUUUGAAUUUGAAUCAUUGUAAUUGUCGAUAGAUAAUUGCUAUCUGAUUGUCAACCUUUUCUAAUUCACAUUUUCACACUGGAAGAUACCAAAUGCUUUCCCUUCUUUAUCAUGUCAUUUCCACUGAUGUUAAAUGGAAACCUUUUGUUUUUUCUGAA